GCUCAUUAAAAAACCAAAAUGUCAAACGCAGACGUCAAACGCAGGUUUUCUUUUUUCAUGGAUCCUUUUCGGAAAAACGCAUUAACAGCGUAUUGGUCGCGUAAAUAAGCGCAAUGAUAUUCGAACAUAAUAAACUGUUACUAUGUGAAGUUUAGUGUGAGGUUCAUUCAUAAAAUCUAGGACAAUGGAUAGUGGAGACAGGAUUUUGGUGGCCGCGGGGCUGACGGCUGCCGUAGUGGUCGGGGCCUUCGUGCUGUGGGGUCCCGGUGGGGCGCCGAAGGUGCGCAAAAGGCGCGGCCAGAUCGCCGGCCUCCAGAACCUGGGCAGGACCUGUUUCCUCAACACCCUGUUGCAGGCGCUUGCUGCCUGUCCCACUUUCAUUGACUGGCUCAAAAAGUAUGCUAAGGCUGAUGGUCACAACAGUAUGAUUACUACAUUAUACACAGUUAUUGAAGUGGUGAACGGCACGCACGAGUCGGCGCGCGGCACGCCGGUGUGCCCGCUGGGCGUGCUGCAGGCGCUGCGCGCGGCGGGCUGGGUGGUGCCCGCCGACCAGCAGGACGCGCACGAGCUGCUGCACGUGCUGCUCUCCUGCGUCGACGAGGAGACCACCAACAUGGCCAAGAAGCCGGGCUGCCUGUCCGACGCUCUCGGCCUGGGCGGGAGCCGCGCGUGGUCAGCGCUGGCUUCGCCGGCGUCUCCGCCCGCCGCCCCGCACCCCCUGCGCGCAGACUCCACCCCGCCGACGCCCUCCACGCUCUCCAUGAGACCAGCAUCUGCUGCGCCGGCUGAUGAACCAGAUCUUGUGGAGACAGAGCCCCUGUGCGAGGCGCCGCGGCUGACGAAGGGCGUGUCGCGGUCGCUGUGCCACCUGAGCUCGGUGGGGCGGCGCUGGAUCACGCCGGCCGCCGCGCGCCCGCCGCCCGCGCCGCCCUUCCGCGGCACCCUCGCCUCCCGCCUGCAGUGCACCGUCUGCGAACAUAAGAGUCCAAUCAGAUACGACAAGUUCGAUAGCAUCUCGCUGUCGAUGACGAACGCUAGCGUCGGACUUACCGGCUCCUUCAGUCUCUCCGGUCUGCUCCGCGCGUUCACGGCGCCGGAGCUGGUGAAGGGCGUCCGCUGCAGCAAGUGCUGCCCCGAGCCCGCCCAGCCUGACGCGGCAGCGCCGCCCGCCUACACCAAGCACAUACGCACUGUCAGCUUCGGGAAGUUGCCAUACUGCUUGUGCUUGCACAUCGGUCGCGUGGAGUGGCAGGGCGGCGCGCUGAGCAAGCGCGGCGAGUUCGUCGCCUUCCCAGAGACCUUGUCCAUGGCGCCCUACUCCGCCGUGCAGCAGCCUAAGCUGGACGUGUCGAUGCUGGGCGCGGGGCGGGUGCGCGCGGGGCUGUCGGCGCUGUCGGCGCAGUCGGCGCUGUCGGCGCAGUCGGCGCUGUCGGCGCAGUCGGCGCUGUCGGCGCAGUCGGCGCUGUCGGCGCAGUCGGCGCUGUCGGCGCAGUCGGCCGCCGCCAGCGGCGCGGGCGAGGCGGCGCCCGCGCAGUUCCGCCUGCGAGCCGUGGUGGUGCACGUGGGGGGACCCCGCUCCGGACACUUCGCUACGUAUAGGCGGGGGAACGGGUUCGAAGCUAAGAGAUGGUGGUACACAUCAGACACGCUAGUGCACGAGGUCUCCCUACAAGAGGUGCUACGCUGCUCCGCAUACAUGCUGUUCUACGAGCGAGUGCGGCCCGAGCCCACCAUGACCGCCUCCGCCAACUCGCACCACUUCUAGCCCCACAUCCGGACACCGGACACCACCCGGGGAUAGCCCGGACACCGCCCGGACAACAUGCCAGGGUUCACUCGUGAAUAUACAGGUAGUGGUCGGAUAUGUCCGAAUUAUAUGUCUAACUACAUGCAGAUAUCUUUCUUCUUCUUGAUUAUUAUUAUUACUAACAUGCCUUUGGUUUAAAGCACAUCGAGGCUUAAGACUUUGGACAUGCCCGACCACUGCUCGGGGUAUCACUUAUGUGAAAAUAUGGAUACUAAAUCAAUAUAAAAUAAGUUCGCAAAAAAAUAUUGAAAACUGCGUGAACUAAGAAUUUUGAUGGAGGGCAUAGGGAGGGGUAAAUAUUAUAAUCUUGCAGUGUUGGAGGGAUCUUACCAUAAUGUUCACAGCAGUUUUACCAACCAAUUGUGAACAAAUCAGUAUCUAUAUUUUCCCAAAAAUGAUCCUCAUUUGUCAUCCCAAGAACUGACAUCCCCAAAAAUUUUCCUUACUAUUGAAACGUUUAUUACUAAAAUUUGGCUGUGCCCUUAUCUUUCGUCUACUGUACAGAGUACACUCAACUCACGCAUAACGCUCGUUUCGAAUUCAAUCAGUAUUAAUUUUUAAGUCUGUUUUUGAGAUAAAUGUUUUUGUACACUGGCAAUAUAAUUCUAAUUGCGACUGAUUGAAAUAUUAUGAGGCUAAGAUUAGGAAUUUUGGAAGAUACUAAAACUCAUUACGAAAGUAGCUAGCCAGUGUACAAUGUUUAUACUAUUGAAUUUCACUCAAUGUCUUGAAUUCGAUCCAUUUUGUCUUGUAAAACAAACAACAUAUCCUAAGCAGUAAUGUAGGUAUGUUACACUUUCCUAUUUCCUAACGCCUUUGACUUUGAGACAGAUAAUAGGUCGACCUGGUUAAUAUUUCGACUGCUUUAUAAUUUAUUCCAUUCUUUAGUUUAGUUGAUGGCAAUGAUUCAAUAAGAUAAAUGUAACUUAGCAUGUGUGUGUAGAUAGCUCACUGUUAGUACACAGUCACUUCUAGUAAUAUUCUAUGUAAUAACAUCUGUCUCGUAAGUCAAAGGACAUAUCUGACUGCAACGUAGUGUGCUGGGUUAGUUCCUAUCCCAUGACAAUUAGGCUUAGAAGCACCUUCAUUCGUGGGUAACUUUCAUCAACCUCACUCCAUUCAUCUAGUCCGUGUGUAGAGCCUAGCACGCUACGUCACUAUGUAAGAACCCUAUGUUUACGAAGAGUCUAUUUUUCCACUCGGCCGAUACUUUUCAACGGACACUUAACUUUUACCUCUAGUGUACAAAACUACACAAGUUAGACUGUAGGCGGCACAUUUCUUCGAAUAAUACCUUAGAUUCCUUAGAAGCUUGUGGUCUAAAAAAUCUUUUGAAUAUCAAAAACUUAAUCUUGAACUAAAUUUUCAAGUUUUUGAAUGAUAUAAUGCAAAAUAAUUCGUCAAAUAAAGGUUGUGGUGAUGCAUGCGUGCAAUUACUCUGGGCGCUGCACUGUGGCAGGGCUUAAAAUGCAAUGUCUUAUUUACUAGUAUCUAAAUGCAUAGCCGCAAAAAUUAAAGUGGGUACUCUGUAGGACUAACUUGUGUUGUGUUUGUGAGACUGGCUUCAAUUGACUAGUUUCUUAUAAACGCUGAACGUUAAUGCAAAAUAUUAUGUGCGAUAAAUAAACCAGUCAGUGUUAGGCGUCCCCAAAGAUCAUGUAUAUCAAUAUUAUUGCCCAAUGCUAUGCUAGUAAGAUUUCACGGAGCGAAUGCAUGAACUAGGAAUAUUAUUGCGCAAUGUUUUCAUUGCAUGGUGCAUGUUAAUAUUGUGCAAUAUUUUUAAACGCCAGAGAUCAACACGUGCAAAAUCUUUUAAAAAAUAGUGCACUUUAUAUACCUACCUUAAUUAUUUUUAUGCGCUACAUUCUAGUAUUGGACAAUAAUACUGCAAGUAAAAGGGACGCUAAAUGUUUUAAAAAUUGUGUGCCAUGAUAGUGAGUGAUAUUUUACACUUUCGCUGUACUUCAUAAGCUCAAUAUGCUGUAUUUAUUUGUGUCUGACUGCUCGCUGGCGCAAACUUGACAACCACUUGUGUAUAAUAAUAAAAAAGAUUGUCAACUUUACUGUACUUAAAAAUAAGGUUGAAAAUCAAUCCCUGGGAAAUUGUUGACCACUUAAUGGAAAACUUUCUCAAGUCGAAUAUUUUUGUGAAUAAGUACCUUUUCUUAGUAUAUUUGUCAGGUUUGUGCUUACCUAACCGAUUCCCUCAGUGUAGCCAUGAGGUAAACACGUACGGAUAGCCGAUUCAAUGUUAGCUUUUACGAUUGACUGUACAAUAUCUGAAUUUAUUAUAAAUCAUUGUGAAGGACUGUAAUUAUGUCGUCCAAUUCUGUAUUGAUGUACCCUAGUAGUAUAUCAUUCUUACUGUGCAUUUUGUCUUUCGGCGGCUUGUUAUCCUGACUCAGCAGGUGCAAUAUUGCUUCGUAAACACUUAGGACAUGCCGCCACUUAGCACGAACUUACUUAUUGCAUUUAUUUUAUACGAUUGACUUGUCCACUUGUGUCCUUCCUAAAAAUAAUACUGUUGUAAUAAUUGUCUUGAAAAUCAAAUUUUCGAAUUAUCAGUCGUUUUACAAAUUAAAAUUAAACCAUUUUGGAGGCUAAAGUCCACUUGUGAAAAUUCUAGUAGCGGGGGAGUAUUGGUGCCUAAAUUGUGGCCAUUUGUGACUGAGCAAAGUGUUGCCAUAUAUAUCGUUAUCGCAUAAACUUAGCUUUAGAUGUUAUUUAUUAUGUUUUGACGGUUAUGGGCUCGAUGUUCUGUUUAUUAUAGAGUUCAUUAUUUGUGCGUACUGGUUUAGUUGCCAUAAUCUACGAUCUUGAUAAGUUGAUACUUACUUGUGACUAGGCGUUUAUGUUACGCGACCAUCUAAACACGUUCGAAAAUCCUGGGAUAUACAUGUGUGACCAUCACAUUCAGAAGGUAUAAUAAUUUAAGUUUUGUUAAUAUUGUGCAAUAGCACUAUCUGUUGUAAUAAUCAGAAUAACGUAAGAUUCUGUACAAACAUUUUAGUUUUCUAUGAAAUUUUUAUCUCUUGUAAAAAAAUUAUGUUACUUGGAAAAUGCUAAAAAAUAGUAAAAUACAUAAUAAUAAAAUUGCAUUUAUCUUUAUAUAGUUUGAAUUAAAGUUUAAAAUGUUAGCUUGAAUUAUUUUGAAUGUUGAAUUCCCGCCAUAUUACGUCGAACUGUCAGAGCCCACUGGUGUGAGUCAUUGUGUUGAACUCUGCAACAAAUCAUUACAACGGGCCAGUAACAUGUUGUGCAAUAAUAUUGUCUAACAAUUUAGUUCAACAAUGUACCUUUAGAAUCGCUCAGAGAUAGCAAAAUUCUAAGAAUAAAUUCAAUAACAAACACUAUUAGAAGAAAUAGAUUGAUACAACUUAUGCAAGAUUUUUGCAACAAACAAGCAACUUUAAAUCAAUAGAAUUUCAGGAAUAUUUCAGCAUAAUUUUAACUUCUAAUAUUGAUUUGGGUUAAAAGCAAAAACCAGAAAAAUAUUACAUAAUUUAAAAUUGCACAACAUUAGGUGUAGUUGAUGUGCACAGAGUUAGUGCAAUGACUCAUACCUGAGUUUUAUUUUAUUUACUUUUUGAUCAUUUUGACUGGGAUGUAAUGUAUAGUUGUUUGGUCAAUACAUAUUGAGGAAAACAAUUAUCUUUAAAAAAAUUACAGUUCUAUAAACUGCUAUAAAUCAAAAGAAGGGAAAUCAAGAACAGCGUUCAUAUCCUCCGUGCAUUACAUCCAAUUGGUCAGAACUGUAGGAAAUUAUGUAAACUUAUGUUUGAAUUUAGGAAAUUGCUUGGCAUAAUAGUUUGUUACUUUAGUCAGUGUUGGCGAUGAUUGAACUUCCAGAGAAACAAUGUGGCAACUGUAGAUAGGAUGGAUUGUAUCUAACAAAUGUUUAUAAAUAAAAUGUAUUAUAAGUG
This is a messenger RNA of Helicoverpa zea (corn earworm), 5733 nucleotides long. RefSeq names its product ubiquitin carboxyl-terminal hydrolase 30 homolog (gene Usp30). NCBI's taxonomy places the organism in Eukaryota, Metazoa, Arthropoda, Insecta, Lepidoptera, Noctuidae. The transcript has 9 exons. Gene Ontology annotation, molecular function: cysteine-type deubiquitinase activity; cysteine-type endopeptidase activity. The record is from RefSeq and is a predicted model, not a curated record. Gene Ontology annotation, cellular component: nucleus; cytosol. Gene Ontology annotation, biological process: protein deubiquitination. Bases 185 to 1768 code for a protein of 527 amino acids.